Messenger RNA from Indicator indicator, 1428 nucleotides. It is a transcript of the gene IRX5, whose product is annotated as iroquois homeobox 5. Gene Ontology annotation, biological process: regulation of transcription by RNA polymerase II; cell development; neuron differentiation. The transcript is spliced from 3 exons. Gene Ontology annotation, molecular function: DNA-binding transcription factor activity, RNA polymerase II-specific; RNA polymerase II cis-regulatory region sequence-specific DNA binding. The record is from RefSeq and is a predicted model, not a curated record. Gene Ontology annotation, cellular component: nucleus. NCBI's taxonomy places the organism in Eukaryota, Metazoa, Chordata, Aves, Piciformes, Indicatoridae. Bases 7 to 1428 code for a protein of 473 amino acids.
CUGGCCAUGUCGUAUCCUCAGGGUUACUUGUACCAGCCGUCAGCGUCCUUGGCUCUCUACUCCUGCCCGGCGUACAGCACCAGCGUGAUCUCCGGACCCAGGACCGAUGAACUUGGGCGAUCUUCUUCGGGCUCCGCUUUUUCCCCUUAUGCCGGAUCUACCGCGUUUACUGCCCCUUCCCCGGGUUACAACUCCCACCUCCAGUACGGCACCGACCCGGCCGCCGCCGCCGCCGCCGCCUUCACUUCCUACGUGGGCUCGCCCUACGACCAUACGCCGGGCAUGGCCGGCUCCCUGGGGUACCACCCGUACGCGGCGCCGCUCGGCUCCUACCCCUACGGGGACCCUGCGUACCGCAAGAACGCGACGCGGGACGCUACGGCCACUCUCAAGGCCUGGCUCAACGAGCACCGGAAAAACCCCUACCCCACCAAGGGCGAGAAGAUCAUGCUGGCCAUCAUCACCAAAAUGACCCUCACCCAGGUCUCCACCUGGUUUGCUAACGCGCGGCGGCGGCUCAAAAAGGAGAACAAAAUGACCUGGACCCCGCGGAACCGCAGCGAGGACGAGGAAGAAGAGGAGAACAUCGACCUGGAGAAAAACGAUGAAGAUGAGCCCCAGAAACUGGAGGAAAAGGGGGACCCUGGGACGCCGGACACAGGAGCGGCGGAUCCUAAGGCAGCACCGGGCUGCGAGCGUCUCCAGGAGUCCCCCGGCCCCCAGGAGGCCGAGGGCGGCCUCAGCGACUCGGAUUGCAAAGAGCCGGCGGAGGAGCGGCUCGACGGGCCGCCUGGUCCCCCCAAGGCGCCCGGCUCUUCCCCGCUGGGGCCGUGUCCGGCAGGUCGCGGGCUGCCGCCGGCGGGCGGCGAAGAAUCCCCACUAUACCGCCCGCCUUCCGCCGCCGCAGGGCCGCCGCACGCCACCGACCUGCACCCGCUGCUCCCCGCCGCCACCGGCGCCUCCGUCAUCCACUCGCCGCAGCAAGCGGCCCUCGCCAAGCCCAAGCUCUGGUCGCUGGCGGAGAUCGCCACCUCGGCGGACAAGGCAAAGGAGGCUGGCAGCGAGGCGGCGCCCCCCGGGCCCACCGUGAUAGGUGGCGGCGGCCCGUCGCGUUCGCCGCCGCGGCCGCGCUCGCCACCGGCGCAGUGCCCUUUCCCCAACGGGGCGGUCCUGCCGCGGCCGCUCUACUACACGGCGCCGUUCUACCCCGGCUACACGAACUACGGCUCCUUCGGGGCCCUGCAUGGGCACCCCGCCGGUGGCCCCGCUGCCACCGCGCCCGGCGCCCACUUCAAUGGAUUAAACCAGACUGUCCUCAGCAGAGCCGAGAGCCUGGCUAAAGACACUAAAAUGAUCAGGAGCCAGUCCCAAGUAGACCUUUGCAAAGACUCACCUUACGAACUGAAGAAAGGUAUGUCCAACAUUUAA